GUAAAUUAUGGGGCGGUGAGUAAACUCAAAGGUGGGUUGACGGCUGGCUCUUUCUGUCGUGAUGUCUAAGUGGCUGAAGAAAGAACAGGUGUUGGUGGGGAAGGGCAGUGGCGAGUCAUCUCCAUGCACCCCCAGGCAGAGAGGAGCCCUGGCUGGAAGUCCAAGGUCUGGCCAAGGCCGAGGACUUAUUACAUCACCCAGAGAGGGGCCGUUGGGACUGGUUCAACCACAAACCAUGGGAGAAGCCAGGGAGCUGUUUGUUCUGUGUGAUAAAGAAGGAAAAGGAUUCAUUACCAAGAGAGACAUGCAGACACUACAAGGGGAGAUGCCGCUUUCACCUGAUCAGCUGGAGUCGGUGUUCGAGAGUCUUGACAGAGAAAACAAUGGUUUCCUCACUCCUGUCGAGUUUAGCAUGGGCCUUGGUGAGUUGAUGGGUGAAGAGAAUGUUAAAGACAAAUUCCACGAAGAGGAAGAAAAGGAGACCAUGGAGGAGGAGGCAGGGGUGGAAGAUGUGGAUCCAGGGGGCCUCAGAUUCACCCAGACGCUAUCAGAGUUAGGAGCUGAUAAACUAUUCAAAGAUCAGCAGGAGUUGAGCACUCUAUGGUGUGACCUCCAGCGAGAGAGGCCAGACCUGCUGAACAUUCUAGAAGAUGUUCUGGUCCACACCCUGUCCCAACUGCAGGACUCUCUCAAGGAGAGGGACAGUCUGGAGCAGGCACUGCGCAGACGGGAGAGUGAACAUGACAUGGUUGUUAGAUCAAUGUAUGAGGAGAUGGAGAGUCAGGUCCGAGAGGAGAGAGAGAAACGGUUAGCCCAGGACAGUAUUAGACAGUGGGACAGAAGACAACAGCUACAGGAGGAGCUGAAAGCCCGGGAGCUAGAGCUGGAGAGCACACUUGCCAAGAUGAGAGAGCUGGAGACGAGGGUCCAGCUGCUAAGCGGUGAGCAUGGGGACAUCAGGGUACACAAUCAGCAGCUGCAGAACCUCAACCUGCAGCUACAGGAGCAGCUGGAGGCCAGUAGGGAACAGCUGCAGAGGGCCCUGGACCAGCUCAACUCCAUCCAGGCCAACACUGCCCAGGAACACAUAAGCAGACAAAUAAAUGUGAUGAAAGUGUCCAAGAACAUGCAGAAGGAGAAAGACAGCUUGACGAGACAACUGGAGCUACUGAGAGAUAUGAACCAAAGGCUGCGGGAUGAGAAAGAUGCACAUCAGUCCCAGAAGAGGAUUCCUAAUAUCAGAAAGCGCUUGCAGAAGAAAGGCUCAAUAAUAGGUAACUACUUACAAGAAGACAAGCCAUUUAAAAGACUGCUCAGUUCAUCCAGUCAGUCGGACAAGGACACAGGUGACAUGCCAAACACAUCCAAGAGAAGACUACCAACUUGCGAUAUAACCAAUAGCUGUCACAAUGAUGUGCAGACUGGUGAAUUGCAGGCCAGAGUCACCUGCCCUCAGCGAGUAUUUAAGGUGGUCUUCUUGGGUAACUCAGGAGUGGGAAAGAGCUCUUUCAUCCAACAUUACUGUACAGGACAAUUCUCCAACACAAUGAGAGCUACUGUUGGGUUAGACUUCCAAAUGAAGAGUGUGACUCUCGGUCCGUCCAGCAUCGUCCUCCAGCUGUGGGACACCGCGGGACAGGAGAGGUUCCGUAGCAUCACCCAGCAGUAUUACCGCAGGGCUGAUGGAAUCCUCGCCAUGUAUGACAUAACUCACUUUCCCUCUUUUACGGCUGUCAGAGGGUGGCUGGACGAGGUGCAGGAGAAGAAGUCAGAGGGGGCUGUUGUGAUGCUGCUGGGGAACAAACUGGACACAGCAGAUGCUCAAAAGAGAGAGGUUAGCACCAGAGAAGGCCGGCGAUUGGCGGAGCAGUAUCAGGCAGUCUUCUAUGAGUGUAGUGGCAGGAGUGGCUACAACAUGGAGGAGCUUAUGACCCAGCUGGCUGGGUUGUUGGCUACCCAGCAGGAUCGACAGUGUCAGGACACGCUUCUGCUGAUAGACCCCUCAACCAGCAGGGGGGGCUGCUGUCAAUAAGAAACUCUAACUUUAUUAUUUUCAUAUGGACUUUUCAUAUUUAUAUAAAUGCAGACACUACAGGUUAGGUUCAUAUCUUAAUACCCACUUAUUAUCCAUAGCCUAUUAGGCUAUGUAAGUACAGCAAUGUUAUCAUAUCUGCAUAUAUAGGGGAGUCAGUUGGCUGAGCGGUUAGGGAGUCGGGCUAGUAAUCAGAAGGUUGCCGGUUCGAUUCCUGGCCGUGCA
Hypomesus transpacificus is the source of this 2257-nucleotide messenger RNA. It is a transcript of the gene cracr2b, whose product is annotated as calcium release activated channel regulator 2B. Lineage: Eukaryota; Metazoa; Chordata; Actinopteri; Osmeriformes; Osmeridae. The transcript has 18 exons. Gene Ontology annotation, molecular function: GTPase activity; GTP binding; calcium ion binding. The record is from RefSeq and is a predicted model, not a curated record. The coding region runs from base 62 to 2032 and encodes 656 amino acids.